This is a messenger RNA of Empidonax traillii (willow flycatcher), 564 nucleotides long. RefSeq names its product kelch domain containing 10 (gene KLHDC10). Lineage: Eukaryota; Metazoa; Chordata; Aves; Passeriformes; Tyrannidae. The transcript has 3 exons. Gene Ontology annotation, biological process: positive regulation of stress-activated MAPK cascade. Gene Ontology annotation, molecular function: protein binding. Bases 1 to 564 code for a protein of 187 amino acids. The record is from RefSeq and is a predicted model, not a curated record.
AUGUUCCUAUUCCUGAGGGGUGUUCCUGUUCCAGGCCAGCGCUGUCCCCCCGCCCGGAGCGGGCACCGCUGCGUGGCCGACAGCUCCAACCUGUACGUGUUCGGGGGGUACAACCCCGACUACGACGAGUCGGGGGGCGCCGACAACGAGGACUACCCGCUCUUCAGGGAGCUCUGGAGGUACCACUUCGCCACCGCCCGCUGGCACCUGCUGGCCACCGAGGGGUACAUGCCCCGGGAGCUGGCAUCCAUGUCACUUGUCCUGCACGGGAACAACCUGCUGGUGUUCGGGGGCACCGGGAUCCCCUUCGGGGAGAGCAACGGCAACGACGUCCACGUCUGCAACGUCAAGUACAAGAGGUGGGCCCUGCUCAGCUGCAGGGGCAAGAAACCCAACAGGAUCUAUGGACAGGCCAUGGCCAUCAUCAACGGGUGCCUCUACGUGUUCGGCGGCACCACCGGCUACAUCUACAGCACCGACCUGCACCGGCUGGACCUCACCACGCGCGAGUGGGUGCAGCUCAAACCCAACAGCCUGUCCUGCGACAUGCCCGAGGAGAGGUGA